GCAAUAAAGAUGACCGCUGCUUUGUGAGUCGUCAUAUAAAGUGGCACUUUUAAACCCUCAUUUUAAAUGUGUCGCCACUUCUGGACAAUGGGAAAUGCGGGUGACAACCGUUAAGAAGCACAGGUCUACAAGUAAUUUAUACAAAUGAUAAAUACUAAAAUGUUUAUACAAAUGAUAAAUACUAAAAUGUUUAUACAAAUGAGACGUGGCCAAAGUGCUGGUCGAUUAGAAGGCGACCUCCAGCUCCAGCCAAUGAAAUUAGGAGCAUCACGAGCGUCUAAUUUAAUUGGCUGGGCUCGCUCCUCCGUGUCCCGCCUACACAAAUUCCUCUAUGCCUCUGAUUGGACGACGUCCGUGACGGCAUCACGUCGCCUGUGUGUGCGAGUUUGAUCAAAUUGGCGGGGGAAUGAGCCGUGCUUGAAAAUAUCAACUCGCGCUCCUUUUUUUCCCCUUCCGCUUCUUGAGUUUAAUGAUAUUGCCAAGUUCCUCAAGUGCUCUUAGAACAAGACGGCACUUUAGCCAUGAAUGCAAAUGAUCCCAACGGCGACGUGGAGGAGCUUGGGGACAAUCUGAACGGCGACAUGGAGGAGCUUGGGGACAAGCUGGACAAGUUUUUGUCCUUGGACGAGGAGGACAACAUGGAAGUCUAUCACAGACACAUCCAAGACGGCAAAAAUGCGGCCCGACGGGGAGAGUUGAGCAAAGCUCUGGAGCACUUCAAGAUGGCCUUCAACAUUCACCACACGGACAAGCUGCAGAAGCGGAUCUGGAAACUGGAGGAGGUUUUGGCGCAGAGUUUCCAGGACGACGACGACGAGUACGUGGACGUCAAGAAGAGCGGCCUGAAGAUGUACAAGGAGCUCUACGACAAGCUGUACGACUACCAGAGGAGCGGCGUGGCCUUCAUGUACAGCCUCUACAGGGACGGGCGCAAAGGUGGCAUUCUCGCCGACGACAUGGGCCUGGGCAAAACCGUCCAGGUCAUUUCCUUCCUCUCGGCCAUGUAUGACAACGAUCUGAUCAAGCACACCAUGCUGGUCAUGCCCACCUCGCUCAUCACUAACUGGACCAAGGAGUUCAACAAGUGGACCCCCGGCAUGCGGGUCAAAGAGUUUCACGGUGUCAGCAAGGCCGAGCGGACCAGGAACCUGGAGAAGAUCCAGAGGAGGAGCGGUGUGAUCAUCACCACCUACACCAUGCUCAUGAACAACUGGCAGCAGCUGUCGUUCUACCAGGGCCGAGAGUUCAAGUGGGACUACAUGAUACUAGACGAGGCCCACAAGAUCAAGACCAGCACCACCAAAACGGCCAAGUGCGCCACCGCCAUCCAGUCUAAAAACAGAGUGCUCCUCACCGGCACGCCCGUCCAAAACAAUCUGCGAGAGUUGUGGGCGCUCUUUGACUUUGCCUGUCAGGGAACUCUGCUGGGCACGCUCAAAACCUUCAAGAUGCAGUACGAGAACCCCAUCACUCGUGCCCGGGAGAAGGACGCCACUCCGGGAGAGAAGGUCCUCGGGUCCCGAAUGUCGGAGAACCUCAUGGCCAUCAUACGACCUUACUUCCUGCGCCGGACCAAGGCCGAAGUGCAGAAGAGCAAAGGCACGUCGGAUGCUGCCGGUCACUCUGCGAGCACCGAGGAGCUCGGGGGUCGAAAGGUCUCUGGGGCCAGCGGGCCCACCCUCACCAGGAAGAAUGACCUGAUUGUAUGGACGUACCUCAGCAGCAUCCAGGAAAACAUCUACUGGAAGUUCAUUUCCCUGGAACACAUCAAGGAGCUGCUCAUGACUUCUAGGUCGCCUCUGGCGGAGCUGACCAUUCUCAAGAAGCUGUGUGACCACCCGCGGCUUCUCUCCGCCCGGGCCACAGCCAGCUUGGGUCUCGGGGAGGCUCAGCAGAGCAACUACCACGAUGACAGCGGCAGUCAGAGCAUCGGCAACGUUCCCGACGAAACUUUGAUCGCCGAGUCCGGCAAACUGGCCUUCCUGCUUACUCUCCUCAAGCAUCUGCGGACCCGUGGCCACCGCACGCUGGUCUUCGCCCACUACAGGAUGGUGCUGGACAUCCUCCAGCGCAUCCUGAGGAACCAGGGCUUCAAAGUCCUGCGCCUGGACGGCACCGUCACGCAGGUGGCCGAGCGUGAGCGACUCAUCACCCUUUUCCAGACGGACAGCAGCUACGCCGUCUUCCUUCUCACCACCCAGGUCGGCGGCGUCGGCAUCACCCUGACGGCAGCUGACAGGGUGGUCAUCUACGAUCCCAGCUGGAACCCGGCGACCGACGCCCAGGCGGUGGACAGGGUGUACCGCAUCGGCCAGACCAAGGACGUGGUCAUUUACCGACUCAUCACCUGCGGCACGGUGGAGGAGAAGAUCUACAGGCGGCAGGUUUUCAAGGACUCGCUGAUCCGCCAGACCACUGGCGACAAGAAGAACCCUUUCCGCUAUUUCAGCAAGCAGGAGCUGCGGGAGCUCUUCAGCCUGGAGGACACCAGGUCCUCCUCCACGCAGCUGCUGCUCCAGUCUCUGCACGCCAAACACCGAAGUAGUGACCCCGACUUGGACGUGCACCUGGCCCUCCUCCACACCAUGGACAUGUUCGGACUCUCCGAUCAUGACCUCAUGUUUUGCCUCAACGUGGACCUCGACGAGGCCCCGCAGGACCGCGAAGAGCAACAGUACAUCGAAGGGCGGGUCCAGAAGGCCCACGAGCUGGUGAAGGCCGAGUCAAACUUGCACAUGCAGUUUGCCACCAUUUUGGAGUCCAGCGCCGAGCCCCCGUGGGGGCGAAAGUCGACAAGUGAGCGUGAGGACCUGCUAAAGGAUAAGAAACUGAGCAAGCCCAGAUCCAGUGUCACAUGCUCGCCGCGCCGCAACAACACGUCGGGCCCGGACCGAUCCAGCGACGCCAAGGAGGGCGGCGGCCUUUGGGGUCGCAGCAGCUCGGUCCAUCUCGCUGACGAAGAAAGCCCCCCGCCGAGGAACCCAGACAACUUCGGAGAGCACGUCCAGAAGAGUCUGGAAGAGAGCCUUGGGGCCGACAGACAAGUUGCUCCCACGCACGUCAGUCUCAACGAAGGCAACAGACUCUCCGCCCUGCAGUCGUCCAUGUCCAGCUUGAGAGUGGACUGCUGGAGCAGAGUCAGCGACAGCGGCUCCGAGCUGAUGGAAGGAAACUUCAAUCUACAGCUGGAGGAGAGCGAGAUCUCCUACCAGGAUGAGGAGAAGAAGCUUCAGUCACAACUCCGGCUGGACGAAGAAGACAUCCUGUACCAGGAUGAGGAGAGAAAGCUCCUGUCGCCAAUUCAGCUGGAUGAGGAGCCCGAUGUCCUGUACCAGGAUGAUGACGACGACGAGGAGGAGGAGGAGGAGGAAGAGGAGGAGGAGGAGAAGCUGUUGUCGCAGCUUCAGAUAUCGGGAACCUUCGACGUGGGCAAGUCCUUGACGGAGAGGCAGCUCGGACUCAGCAUCCAAUCCCGCGUCUCCGAGAUGGACGAGUCUAUCGCCGCGGCGACCAAGAAGAAGAAGAUAGUGCCCUUCAUUUAUGACAGCGAAGAGGAAGAGGUGGAGGAGGUGCAGGUUAAGGUUGCCCCAUCGUCCUCCAAGGCCUCCGCUGCGUUCAACAGCUUCCCACCACAUGGUUCGUCCACGCCAAAGUCCUCACCGCCCAUCAGCUCGAGAAAAAGCAUCCGGGGAAACGUGUCAGUGGCGUCUCGCCGCUCCCUCGAAGUCCACCGGAAUAAGAUUUCGGCGAGGUCUUCUGACGAGGAGGAGGAUGAGGAGGAUGCCACCACAAAGACCCCAAACUCGCAUGAAGAUGUCGAAGAAGUGGAAGAAGUAGAAGAGGACGAGGAGGACGAAGAGGAGGAGGAGGAGGAUUUGCAGGAGGAUCCCCCUAGCGGCAUCCUGGAAGAGUCGACCAGCGAGCCCGAACUGACGUCCUCCGAGAGGUUGGAGCAGUGCGCCGCCAAAGCGACGGUGGGCUGCGUCGAUGCCUACGAGUCGCUGGUGAGGCGAGGCCGCGAGUCGUACACACAGGGCCGCCUUGGGGAGGCUCUGGAUUUGUUCCUCAAGGCUAUCGACAUCAGGCCCGGAGACCCGGAAAUCCAGUCCUUGACCAUCCAGCUGUACCGACAGCUCAGUCGCUCGUAACACGAACGCGCCCAAAAACUCUGAUCAAAUGUUCAAUACAUUUUUGCUGUUUUGGUUGCUGUCAAAGCCGCCCAGCACUGGCUGCUACUGCCCGUCUUGCGCAACUGAUGAGGAAAAAUAAAAGCCUUUUCUAUGGUU
This is a messenger RNA of Syngnathus acus (greater pipefish), 4286 nucleotides long. RefSeq names its product excision repair cross-complementation group 6-like (gene ercc6l). The record is from RefSeq and is a predicted model, not a curated record. The transcript is spliced from 3 exons. Bases 522 to 4148 code for a protein of 1208 amino acids. Gene Ontology annotation, molecular function: protein binding; DNA translocase activity; ATP-dependent chromatin remodeler activity. NCBI's taxonomy places the organism in Eukaryota, Metazoa, Chordata, Actinopteri, Syngnathiformes, Syngnathidae.